Messenger RNA from Hyla sarda, 705 nucleotides. RefSeq lists its product as uncharacterized. Lineage: Eukaryota; Metazoa; Chordata; Amphibia; Anura; Hylidae. Gene Ontology annotation, biological process: regulation of transcription by RNA polymerase II. The coding region runs from base 43 to 705 and encodes 220 amino acids. Gene Ontology annotation, cellular component: transcription regulator complex; nucleus. The transcript has 4 exons. The record is from RefSeq and is a predicted model, not a curated record.
ACGUUACGACCCCCGCAGCCCUCCCCCAACAUUUGGAACUAAAUGUUCUGGACGCUGGGGCAGUGGAGUACCCCUUUAAACCAUGGAGGAUUUUCCGAAGCAGACCCCAUUCAAGUCAAGGUAGAGUGUCAUCCCUGGAUUUGGGAUAAGGGCCAUGGUGAAUAUUUUAAUAGAACCAGACAUGAAGAAGCAUGGCAUGAGAUUGCAGUAGCCUUAUUUGACAACUUUGAUCAAAUGUCUUCUUCAAUUCAGAAUGAGAUUUUAAAGGACAUCAGAAACCAAUGGAAAUCUGCAAGCGACUAUUUUGUUAAGGGUAUCAAGAAAGCAGAAAAAAGUGGGUCAGCUGGUGGCAAAAGGAAAAAAAUACCCUAUGAGGACCAACUUCAAUUUUUACGCCCUAACAGAGUUCUCAGACCAACUUCAGGCAACUUUCAGGCACCAUCUAAUACACAACAAGAUGCAGAUGAAGAGCCAAGGUCGGAGCCAGUACGUUCAGACACACCUUUGGAAUCUGAAGCACCAGGCCCAUCCAAUCCGUUGGAAGAUUUUGACCAACAUCUGGAUGUAGAGGAGGAUGUGUCUAACCUUAGCACUGAUCAGCCCCCCAGCAGCACACCUACACCAGCUGCUGGUGAGAUUGAAGAGAUGGAAGAAGCCACUAACAUACCUUCUUCACAAACAACGACAAGACCUCCCACUGCUUGA